Cornus florida is the source of this 6619-nucleotide messenger RNA. RefSeq names its product protein ROOT PRIMORDIUM DEFECTIVE 1. Gene Ontology annotation, molecular function: RNA binding. The record is from RefSeq and is a predicted model, not a curated record. The transcript is spliced from 2 exons. Bases 106 to 1524 code for a protein of 472 amino acids. Lineage: Eukaryota; Viridiplantae; Streptophyta; Magnoliopsida; Cornales; Cornaceae.
UCUUUGUUUCGCCCUCUUUCCUCUCACUCCCCUGCGGCCCAUUUCAUACUAACAGCUUCAAAUUCUCUUCAAAAACCUAAAAACCCUGCAGACCCAUCAGCCAAAAUGCGUAUAUUCUUUGCCUAUUCAGCCAAAAUCUUCAAUUUCAAUACCACAACCGUCAAAUCCAGUCCCUUGAUUCACACAGUACUUCAUGACCCUCUCACCAACACUUUCACUUGCAAGAGACCCAUGUCACAGUCCACCUCCAUACCCAAAAAGCAACAGAGGGUUCGAGACUACGGCUACGACAACUACAUGGAGGUGGAGAAGAAAAUGCGGAAAGUCCUCAAGUUUCAGGACCUCAUUUUCUCUCAACCCAGUUCAGUCGUCUCCAUCUCUCGCCUCGACACCCUCGCUCGCCGCCUCGGCCUGAAGCAGUUCGAAGCCGGCCAAUUCAUUCUCAAAUUCCCACACGUUUUCGAGAUUUUUGAACACCCAGUUCAGAGAAUUCUCUAUUGCAGGCUUACCCGGAAAGCUCUGCUCCAAAUUGAUCAAGAGAACGAAGCCCUUAUUGCCCAAAUCCCCGACGCCGUGACCCGUCUCCGGAAGCUUCUCAUGAUGUCAAACACCGGCAGGCUUCGGCUCGAACAUGUCCGCAUUGCGCGCAAAGAUUUCGGACUGCCUGAUGACUUCGAAUUCUCGGUAAUUCUCAAGUACCCACAAUUUUUUAGACUGUUUGAUGCGAAAGAAACUAGGAAUAAGUACAUUGAGGUUGUAGAGAAUGAUCCAAAUUUGACCAUAUGUGCUAUCGAGAGACUUAGGGAGAGAGAGUACAGAGAGAAGGGAAUUGAUGCUGAGAACAUCAGGUUUUCAUUCAUUGUAAAUUUCCCGCCCGGGUUUAAGAUUAGUAAGUACUAUAAGAUUGGGGUGUGGAAGUGGCAACGGCUUCCGUAUUGGUCUCCGUAUGAAGAUGUCUCGGGUUAUGACUUGAGGUCCUUGGAGGCGCAGAAGAGGAUGGAGAAAAGGGCUGUUGCUACUAUUCAUGAAUUGUUGACGUUGACUGUCGAAAAGAAGAUUACUUUGGAGAGGAUUGCGCAUUUUCGUUUGGCAAUGAAUUUGCCCAAGAAGCUGAAAGAGUUCCUUCUUCAACAUCAGGGGAUAUUCUAUAUAUCAACUAGGGGUAAUCAAGGGAAGCUUCAUACAGUUUUUCUGAGGGAGGCUUAUAGGAGGGGGGAGUUGAUAGAGCCCAAUGAUUUAUAUUUAGCAAGAAGAAAAUUGGCUGAAUUGAUUUUGAUAAGUCCUAGGAAGGCCAAUGUGGACAAGGAGUUGGCAAGUUAUAGGAGAGAUGCAGAAGAUAAUGAAGCGGGGUGUAUCAAAAGAGACUACGUUGAUGACAGUUCUGACUAUGAGGGCAGUGCUCAAGGUAGGGUGAGGGAAGAUGUUUUGGACUCGGAUUCGGAUCAUGCUGGUUCUGAUAUUUUGGACAAAGAUAAUGAUUGUGAGGAAAGUGUGGAUGCAGGGGAUGCUCGUGCGGUUGACUGAGAUGACUGGUCAUUUGAGGUUCAUUGUGAAUUUUUGAAGUCCUAGUCAUUUGCAUCUUCUCUUUUCGCUUUGAAGCCUCACGUCAUUUCAGUUCCACAAUAGCAUUGGAGAUAACCAUACAUCUUCUGAAGUCCAUAAGAAGUGCAUGGCAUAGAUUGGCUAUUGAUGUGGCAAAAGAGAAAGAUGCUUCUCAUGAAAAAUGCGUAAAUUGGUCUCUUUCAUUGGUGAAAGAAACACCUGGUUUGGGAUUUAGGUUCAUAAAUAAAGAUCAUGAUUUAAGAGGAAACUAUUUGGCACCUCAGUAGAUCCAAUUUUUUCCUUCACGACCUGAAGGUGAAUGUUUUGUGGGAAUUGACAGAAUUUAUCCAUGUGGCUAUACCAGGCUUCUGACUUGUACCAGUAUGGAGUAAACCUGAAAGGAAUUAUUCUGCUUAAUGAAAGGAAGUUGAAGUUUUUGCGAGCAGUACCGGACCUGUGGAAGAGGUUUUGUUUCAGGAGGCCGCCCCUACAGUCGUGUGUUAGAAGAGGUUGGCAAGCAAUGAAGAACUAUAGGGUGGCCUUGAAGUGUUUGAUAAAUUUUAGUUAAAAGAUUUUAGCUCAUUAUUUACUCUUUGAGAUUGACUAAGCAUUAUUUGAAUGAUGGAACAUAUUGGUGAGUUAUGUUAUUCGAACUUGAAUUUUAACGUAAUUUGGAAUGGUUUAGAGAUGAUUUUGAGUCUUGGAGCAGUAAAUGGUUUGAGAAAGAAAAUUUGUUUUGGUGGUUUCUAUGAAUGGUGGUUGGCUCACGUGUGGUGGGGAGCAGGGCGUGACAGAUGGUAUCAGAGCCUUAGGUUCGAAUACUCUAGCGGGGCAGUGGGAAGAGGUCUCGACCUCGGAUUAGUUUGGGUGUUUAGGUGUAAUAAGAUAUUGAUUAUUUCCUUUUUUUUAUUGAGUUUAGAAGAAGCGAUGCUAUGUUUUGUGAGAUUGCUGAUUGCAUUAUUUGGCUAAAGUAAUUGUGGAUCUGUUUUGUGCCACAUGAUAUGAGCUAUAUGUCAGAUAUGAGGUUUAAGGUCUUAGUUUUGGUAAAGUUGCUCUUUAUCAUCUUGGUUGAAACCUGAAAAUGAUAUCCGACAAUCUCUAUAACUCUCAUAUUUAUCAUACUCGUCUGUGGAUUUUAGAUUUUCAUCAUAUUUGAUGUCUACUUGAUGUGUGGCUGAACGCACACACCACGUUUGUUAUUCAACAUGAAUUGAAAAGCUUACCACAUAUUUUUUUAUCCAGAUUGAAAUUAAGCAUUUUUCUCUGUAGUUUGCAUUUUGCAACUUGGAUCGGUUGAUGUGUUGAACUGAGCAGAGCAAAGCUUCAUGGGUCAGUUUAGCAGGAGUAAAAUAUUUGGCAUUUUGAUGAUGUCCGCGAUCAUGUAGUUUGGGUGACAAAUUUCUUUCUUGGGUUCAUGUCCUCUUUCUGUCUUUUCUUUCCUCCUAUUUUGAAUACUUAAACUAGAAAUCAAGUGUGACAUCCAAUGUGCUUCUCUAUGGUCAAGUUUGGUUUGAUAAUAUUGGAGGCUUUCUCAUUGUUGCAUCGAUAUUUUUAUGUCAGUUGGAUAGGUUUAAUGCUGCCCUUUCUAGAUUUUUCUCUAAUCCCAUCAAUAUUACUAAAAAAAAAAAUCAAGUUGGGUCAAGUGAGGGGAUUAAUGCUUGAGAAAAAAUUUAUGCAUACCAAUUAAUUUGAUCUGAUUAGGAAUUUGGAUAUUGAGACUAGAAUUGACUUGUUCAACUCAAGGUUGAAGCAAAGUCUUUAAGUUCACCUUGAUUGGUUGCAUAAGGUUGAAGCAAAAUACUUAAGUUCAUCUUCACUUUAUAAGCACUUGUUCACUUCGCCUAUCCUGUUAUAAUUUUAUGGACACUCUCUUCAAAUCCUUCACCUGAAAAGAUCUUAAGUUUUAUGGUCUACUAAGGUCGUAAACAGUGCUUGUGGGAUUAGGGUUUGAAAAGAUGGAAGAGGGUAACAUUCAUGUAUGGAGAGGGGAAGGAAUUCAGCUUGAGGAGAUAGGAGACUAAUUGCUUAGAUUAUAUGUGUGUGUAAAGUAGUUGCUGGAUUCUGAAGGCACAACAAUCGUGGUGUUUGGAAUAUAUAGUUUAUACGAGUGUGUGUAUAUUGAUUGUAAUCUGAGUGCUACUUCAGAAUGAGAAUGAACAGAGAGAAGUCAGAGAGAGAACACGAUGGCAUAUGUGGUUCUCAGAGUUGAUGGUGAUGGGUUUAGAGUAGAGAGAACAUAUACAGUUGAAAUAGGUGUUUUUUUUGGACAUUUGACAUUACUUAUUUCCCCGUUACGUUUUGCACUUUCCACACCACCACAGGCAAAAUUUGCAUUAUUUCCGGCUGCUGGCAAUUUUAAUGAGCUCUGUCAUUGUCAUGCUAGCACAGAGCCUUCUGGACUUUCAGCCUUUACACUAUCAAUGUUAGUCUUAGACACAGAAUUGCUAGUGAGCAUCCCAUGCUGUGGACAUCGUUGCAAUGGAUUUUGCAACAGAAUCCAGAAGAACACUAAAAGGAAUCUGCUCAAGAAGCUACAUGAGAUCAUCAAGAUCAUAUGAUGUACUGGUGUCCUUUUCACAUUGUCUUAAGAUUCAGGUGAGUAAAACAAUACUUAGUAUGUAGAGCUGGACUCGGUAGUCAGAACAUAACAUGAAGGAGGAACUAUGGGAGCCCGAGCCUUUUGAUAAUUUGGCCAUAAAAAGCGUCAUUACCUAGAGUGGUUCUUAGGGUACUGGGAGGGAUAGACUGGAUGUAGACAUAACAAUUGGCAUUGUGCAAAUGACCAUCUUAGUUUUUAUACUUUUUAUUAACUUUUUGGUGAGAGUUCUUGGAGAUUCCGAUUUGAUUUGCUUUGUUGUCAUUCUUUUGUUUACUUUGUUCUGCUGAUAGUGGGAAUGAAAAGUAUCUGUUUCCGUUCCCAUCUUUGAAACCAAACUAAUCUACUUGGUUUGAGCGUUGCAGUCUCUUUCCCAUAUGGCCAUGAGUAUGCCUCUGUGACUAAUAAUAAAGCUGUUGUUUUCCCCUUCAUCACUAAUGAUUCAAUUGCUAGGAAAGAGGGAGAGCAUGAAGAAGGCAAAAGUAGGAGGAAUGGAAGAGUUAUUCCGAUAAAGGAAUGAGUUUCUCUUACUGUUUUCUGAUUGAGUAGAAAUGAAAUAAAGGGAAAGAGUGACACCUGGUUUGCUUAAUUCCAUAAUUAAAAAGAUGCCCUUUGGAAGAAUAAAAAUGUAAAAGAAAAUGAAUAAAGAUGCUUUCGAAUUUACCGGGAAAAAAAUAAAGAUGCUUUUGCAUUCAUCCUAGUCAUAAGAAGUAGAGCUAUAGUACGUCCGAAGGGAAAUGCCAGCCAUCCUCCCAACUUGUCCCUCUCCUUUUCUCUAAAAAGGCUAGUCUAGUGCACGAGCCUCUCACCAUUAUAGGAUUUAGGGAGAGUCAAAUGUACGCAACCUUACCUUAGCAUGUGGGGAGGCUACUUCCUUGAUUCGAACCGGUGAAUUCCAAGUUACAGUGGAGUUGUGCCAAGUCCCACUUUCUUCUUCUCCAUCAGUUAGUAAAGUAAGAAAUUUUCAAUUUCCUUCUGUUCCCUUUCAUCCUUCCUUCUUACUGAGCAAGCUUGUGACAAGUCAUUAGGAUAGGGGAAAUAAAGAAAAAAAGAAAAAGAAAAAUAGUAUGUAUGUUUGGUUCAGUUUCAGAGAACAGUUUUUUAUUUUCAGACAACUGACAAUGUAUGAAAUUUGUUUGGUUGACAGUUUUUGUUUUAUUUUCCCGAAAAUUCAAAUGAAAAAAGAUAUGUUUUCAGAGAAUAAGGCCUUGCUUGGAUUGUAACUCAAAAAACAGCUUUCUGUUUUUUGAGUGACAAAAACUAAGAAAGCUGGUUUAUAAUAUGCUUGGAUCUCUUUUUAGAGAAUAGUUCUCAAAAAACCGAAUCACUAGAGUAUGAGUUUUAGAGAACAGCUUGAACAAGUUCUCAGAGUUUUGGGAAUAGAGUUUCCAUCUUUGAGAAAACACGGAGAACUCCUCCAACUUAAAAUGACUGAACUUACCCUGGUCGUUUAAAACAUCGUCCGUUCCUCAGCCACAAAUUCCCCUCUCUAGACCUGCAAAUCAACUCUUCCUCAUCUCUCCCAGUACCUUAUGUUCGACUCUCGCUACCUAUCUUCAGCAUCUACAUGUAAUCAUCCAUCCCUCUUUCUCUCAAAGAUUUUUGGUUCGUUUUUUUUUUUUUUUUUUCAAAAAUACAAGAUUCACUCUAAUCUUAUAUUCAAUUUCGUAAAGAUAACUUCAAUUUGCCUUUUUUUUUUUUUUUUUCCUUUUUCUUUCUCUCGUUCUAUUGUCAAUUUUGUUGGCCGAGUUUGCAUUUCUUUAAUGUCUGGGUGUCUGGGUUUCUCUUUUGUUGGCUGGAUUUCUCUAUUUGUAUUCAUGUAAUAUAUAUAUGCAUAUAUAUAUAUAUGUGUGUGUGUGUAUAUAUAUAUAUAACGUCCCUAGGCCCUUUGUCUUGUAGACUGAGAACUCUUGGAGAACUUAAAAUCGAUGUAACAAAUAGUUGGUCCUAUUCAAAAAAUAAAUUGGCAGAAUCCAUCUUUAUUUUUUUCCCCUUUUUGAGAACUUGUGAACAGAGAACUAUGCAUUUCUUUUUCUUGUGAAAGGAGAACUCUUGGACAAUGCUAUGACUAUGUAUAUGUGUGUCAAAUGUACAUGUGAUCUUUGUUUGCAGAGAGUCUCAUCAGAUCAAACCCAACGGUGGUUUUGGACUGAUAUAUUUAUUUGAGAGUAUAGAUCCUACAAGUGGUUCGUGUUAAUUAACUAUUUGUUCAUUGGUCAAAAUGACAAGGUGAUAGUUUUUAAUGAAGUACGAAGAGGAUCUAGAUUUAAUUUAUUAAGGAAAUGCUAGCCGUAGUCAAGUUCUCUGAAUCAAGUAAAUUUUAGUGAAGUAAGCAAAAGAAGUCAUGGCCUCAUGGGAUAGAAUCACGUAUGUUACAAGUGAUGCUCAUCCAACUUCUGUAUAGGUGAUGCCAUUUUUAUUUAUUUUUUUCAUGCCAUCCUAUGAAGGGAAGAAAUAUAUGCUUGUUCUAUUGAUUGCCUU